Messenger RNA from Eremomyces bilateralis CBS 781.70, 373 nucleotides. RefSeq lists its product as uncharacterized. The transcript has 2 exons. The record is from RefSeq and is a predicted model, not a curated record. NCBI's taxonomy places the organism in Eukaryota, Fungi, Ascomycota, Dothideomycetes, Eremomycetales, Eremomycetaceae. The coding region runs from base 51 to 278 and encodes 75 amino acids.
CCCCAGAUUCUCCGAUACCCCCUCGCCAACCCCCACCACCUGCACUCCCAAUGGCAUCCCGCACCCUCCUCCACCUCUCCCGUACCGUCCCCUCCCUCCGCACCACUACCCGCCCACUCCUCACCCUUUCACCCACCCUCCGAACGCAAACGAAAGCCGCGGCGCCAGUGCAUGCGGUGCGAUGGUACUCCGCGAGCGAAGCGAAAACGGCAAAGAAAUAUGAUUUCGACUCGGUAGGUCGCGCCUGGACACUGUCGAUGAAGGGGAACGGACGCUGACGAGGAGGUGUGGUAGAUUAAGGAAUUAAGUACCAAACCGGAUCCGGAGAGGAUUCUGAUCGACGUCCGCGAACCCACCGAAUUCACCUCCGGCC